AAGUUGCCCUUCCCUACACUAGCUGUGGGCUGUGGCUCUCUCUAUAUCUCUCUCUCUCUUCCUCAAGAGAGAAGAAUAGAGCAGAGCUGAGCAUAAACUACAAAAUCACAACAAGAAAAUCUCUCUUACUCUCCGCACCUAAACAUAAUUUCCGAACUUCUCUAUUUAGCCCCAUUCCCUCUCUCUCUUUACAAUACACUUGUGCUCUGUAAAAUUUGAUCUCGAAGCUCUACUUUGUUUGGGCGCAAUGAAGCUGAAGAACCCCUCAAAUUCCACCUCGCAAACCCUGACCUCCUCCGAGACGCGCCUCCUAGUGCGCGAGACGCUUCGCAUCAGCGCCAACCUUGCCUCGGCGACUCCGCCGUCUCCCUCACCGGUGGCUACGGCGCCUCAGGUCAAGGAUUCCAGCUUCGGCGGGCUAGCCGACGAUCAGUUUUUGAAUUCGAGCUUCAGGUUGAUCUGCUGCGAGGAGAUUGAUGGCAGGCGAUGGCAGUACUUCGCCGAUGACAACGUCGGUGCAAGGAGUGUUGCUUUAAAACCACUGAAGAACAAUUCCAUUCGCGCUGUCUGCUUGCAGACUCCGUUGUCACCUGCCGAUGAGUUGAUAACAUUCAUAAGAUCUUACGUUGUUCCUGAAGGUUUUCCAGACAGUGUCACACCUUCCUAUGUGCCGUACAUGACUUGGAGAGCGUUAAAGCACUUCUUUGGUGGUGCCAUGGGUGUAUUCACCACACAAACCCUCCUAAGUUCACUUGGAGUCUCCCGAAAUAGAUCAGCACCAGGUGCUGUAGCUAUCAAUUGGAUUCUCAAGGAUGGUGCUGGGCGGGUCGGGAAGAUGCUCUUUGCUCGACAAGGGAAGAAGUUUGAUUAUGACUUAAAGCAGCUGAGGUUUGCUGGUGAUCUCCUUAUGGAGUUGGGAGCUGGAGUAGAGUUGGCAACUGCAGCUGUUCCCCAUCUAUUUCUUCCAUUAGCAUGUGCUGCCAAUGUUGUUAAGAAUGUUGCUGCGGUGACAUCAACUUCGACUCGAACACCAAUAUACAAAGCCUUUGCCAAAGGAGAAAAUAUAGGAGAUGUCACUGCAAAGGGAGAAUGUGUUGGAAAUAUAGCAGAUCUGCUUGGAACUGGACUCAGCAUAAUGAUUACUAAAAGAAACCCAUCCUUGUUCACCACAUUUGGUCUGCUCUCAUGUGGAUAUAUCCUUAGCUCUUAUAAAGAGGUGAAAUCUGUUGUUUUGCAUACACUAAAUCGUGCACGAUUCACUGUGGCAGCAGAAUCCUUUCUAAAAAUGGGGUGUGUUCCAAGUUUGCAAGAGGGAAAUUUGAUGGAGAAUAUUUUCAUUCCCCCAUGGAAACAGCAUAGACCUAUUGUUCUUGGACCAAGGUUCAAAGAUGCAUUCCAAGACCCUAUUUCAUAUAUCGCUUUGGAGCCCAUUUUUGAGAAAGAGCAAUACAUAGUGACUUAUAAUCCUUCAAAGGGCAAUAUCUAUGCCUUGUUCAAGAAUCAAGCAAAGUCUGAUGAUAUUCUGAAAGCGGCUUUUCAUGCUCAUGUGCUGCUUCACAUAGUUCAAUCAUCCAAUCAGUGCCAGCAAUCCUCGAAAAAACAAGACAAUGAUCUUUCACUGGGUGAUCUACAAUCUCAGAUUGCGGAAUCAUACAAGUUGGUGUCAUCUCUAUAUGAGCCUUUUAAGACAAAAGUUAAAGAACAGGGUUGGGUCAUGUCUGAAUCACUACUAAAUCCUGGCAGAGCACGGCUAUGUGAACUGUCAAGUUAGGCUUCAUGUGGAACCUUUAGAGACUGUAAAAGCUCAGAGAAGGAUGCAAAGGGAUCCAGUCACUUUCUUGCUUAUAAUCGGGUUGAAUGUUGUCGGAACUUUGGGAUAUGAGCAAGGUAGUGCUGUUGCUGAAUCAGGGAUACUAGUUCCAUGUAAACGCAUCCCGUUUUCUGCAAUAUUCUUGAAAAAAACAACUAAUGGCGUUUGUUUAGAGCCAUGAAGCCUAUUAUGAUAUGCUGAAGCUGGGGGAGAGGUUGGGUUGGGUUAAUUAUAUAGGUGCAGAUUUUGUGUUUGCCAAUAUAUUUUGCUUUAUCACAUGACUUGUACUGUGCUCCAUAUGUAUAUUUGGUUUUGUGGAUUUGUCAGUUACCUUAGUUGGGCGUAAUCUCGUUAGCAUCAUAAUCUGUUUGUAAUACACUAUGUAAUUAAUACUAUAUUAUUAUAAUUGGCUCAAUCUAGUUUGUAUGGUGA
This is a messenger RNA of Salvia hispanica, 2242 nucleotides long. RefSeq names its product protein root UVB sensitive 6-like. The record is from RefSeq and is a predicted model, not a curated record. Lineage: Eukaryota; Viridiplantae; Streptophyta; Magnoliopsida; Lamiales; Lamiaceae.